Molecule: messenger RNA, 5141 nt
Organism: Melospiza melodia melodia
Lineage: Eukaryota; Metazoa; Chordata; Aves; Passeriformes; Passerellidae
Gene: SHLD2
Product: shieldin complex subunit 2
Exons: 12
Coding region: 2170-4842 (890 amino acids)
Biological process (GO): regulation of double-strand break repair via homologous recombination
Cellular component (GO): site of double-strand break; nucleus
Source: RefSeq, a predicted model, not a curated record
GGACUAAUCCCAAAGAUCAGUGGCAAGCUUUCUGCCAGUAGUUCUGCUCUGGACAUCCAGCUCCUGAGCUAAGUCACUACUUAAUUUUUAAAGUAAUGGGCUAGAGCUACUCUUGAAGUAUCAUGAGUACUCUUAUUAAUGUGGAGCAUGGUGGCAAAUUUCUGUCAUGGAGCUGGAAAGCCAGUGUAAUGUGGAAAAGCCCAGAUAACUUCUACAUUAGAACAGCUUCAGUCCCUGCUAAAUUGUAUUGUGAUUUAUAAAAGAUGAGCUAUUGAGAAUUUGAAAGAAUAAGGUAAAGUUUCCCCACAUCUUUCUAAAAUACUGAUGUUGGCUGAAAGAGUGAAAUUUUCAUUCUUGAAAGGUGAAUGUGAGUCAAGACAUUUUUAAGGGGCUUUCAUUUUUUCUGUACUCAAAGUCUUAAGAAGCUGGGCUCUGUUUGGAAAGGAAAAGCUUUGCAUGACAGCACUGUUGUGUCAGUGGCUUUGCAGUGCUAAGCAGUGGAGAAUGCUGCUGAUGGACAGCUUCCUUCUCCAUGUUUGCAAGCUCCAGGGAAAGCUGAGCUGCCCACUAAACAGUUUGUCACUUCAGAGCUGCCUGGAGAGGGGAACUGCAUAGAACAGCUUCCAGAAUCAGAACUUUAUCCUUUAAACUUCCCUGGAUAUGAAGUAAUGUCCAAUUCAGGUGCACGUGUGUGGCACUAAAGCACCACGAGUCACACGAAGCAGUAGCUGUCCUGUAGAUGAUGUCACUUGGCAUGGAGUAAGGUUGCUGUACAGCUGCAGUCCCUGGCUUUCUAAAAAGAUCACGUUGAGUUUUGGAGGGAGAUUUGAGCAGCAUGGUGAAAGGGCCAGAAGAGAUUCCUGUGAUGUAAACAGAAUUCUGCAUCAAGAAGUUUUUCUGGUUUCCCUUUGGUUGGCAACUGUCUUAGUAGCUUUUCUACUCCACAAUCACAUGGAUUAAGUUGUUGAAAAAACAACCCUGCAGCUUGAAUUGAACUGAAAAGGAACACUCUGAAGAUGGCUAUGAAUAAUUCAGUUUCCUCUGUUGUAAGAAUCAAAAUUAUUUUAGGUACUGAUGAUUCCUGGUACAGGAAGGAGUUUGACAUCUUGGACUCAAAAAGUCACUUGGAAAUUGCCAGAACAGGUCAUUUAGCACUGGAACUAUUACACGAAUCAGAGGGUUGGCAGAGGUCAUUUACCAUUCCUAAGCUGGAUUAGCACUUGAAUUUUUUCUGGUGUUCUCUACAUCUGCAGAAUUGCCUGUUGAAGCAACUUCUGUUAGCAACAGCACACCCUAAACAAGGAGCUGUUAUCAGCAUUUUAAGGAACAGUGAUAGCUGUUUCUGCAUAUAUUAAAAUUAUAAUUAUACAGCAGAAAUUCUAAAAAGUAAAAGGUCUUCUUUUUGUGUGCUGUGUAAGUGGGCUUAUUUUUAAUUAGCUAGAAAAGGUUGUAAUUACUUGAGUAGUUUGAUACUACAUAAAUGAAUUAAAGUAAAUCCUAAAUCACCUGCUCAAGCUUUACUGACCUCUUAGUGGUUAUUAAAUAAUUAUUUAUCAGUAAUAACCUGAAACAGUAGUUUCAUGCCAAAACAGCAUGUAAAAUAUGGCAUUCCUAGCAAACUUUAAUUUUAAAUAUCUCUAGUGUUUUAAUAAUUUAGUUGAAACUGUAAUUUUCUGGGAGAUGAAAUGAUCUCCUAACCAUGCUCUGAAGAUUUCUUACAUUUAUUUCAGAUGAGUUAAAAUCAAGUACUGAAUAGUGAAGUCGCAUUUGAUUGUUUGAUUAGCAAAAGUAAAUAAAGACAAAUAGGUCAAUAAUUAAAUAAAAAAUAAUUAAUUUUAACUUCCCUAUAAUGUGUUUCUGUGUAUCAGAAUCAGAAACUAGGUGUUGCUGUAAAUUUAUUUUUCUGUGCAAAUUUGACAGAAAUAAAUGCUAAAUAUUUCUAAAAUAAAUUCCCUUUUUUAGAUUUUAUACAUCUAUUUUUAUAGGCUCUAAGUAGUUAAGUAGUGUUUUUACUGGUUAAACUAUGAAAUACUCCCAUGAAUUUUAGGUGGUUUUAAAAUUGUAAAGAAAAAGUAAAAUCUUUUUUUUUUUUUUUAUCUGCUGAUAUUUAUUAUUGUGCUUAUUGUAUAAACCACAUUAUUUAAAGUCAAACUUACACAGCAGUCAAAAAUGUCACAAAGACCUCAGAUUCAUGUUUUUGUGGGGGCACCCAGCAUCCCGAGGCCACGGGAGGGGCUGGAGCCGAGCUCGGCCCCUGCUGGUGAGCGGUGGAGGGAGCUGCGCUGUUGGUGUGACAGCCCCGGGGCUGUUCCUGCGAGGCUCCGCGCUGCCGCUGCCCCCUCGGUGCCCCGGGCAGGAAGCUCCACACCCACAGGGGUCCCCACCAGCGGGGCCAGAGCUCAGCAGGGCACGUUCAUGGCAAAAGAAGGAAAAGAUUUGCCAUCUCUUGCCCCUGUGGCACUAACUUGUACCUGCACGCCUAAAAAGAGCCCAGGUUUAACUUGCUCUGAUUGUCAUGAACCCAAAGACAGAAUUACACCUGCCGAUGUAAAUCAGGCUGCAGAUCAGCACCUGCCCCAGGGCUGUGCAGAGUCUGCUGGACAAGAGAAGCCAUCAGGUGCCUGCUGCCCAGAGCUCACUGAGAGAAAAGCCUGUCCUUCAGAAGUUGGCAGCUGUGACAUUUCUGCUUUGGUUGCCAGCACUGAGCAGGUCAGCAUCCACCUACAGUCUGUGGGACUUGAGGCAGCUCACAGAAGUGAGCAUCAUGAACAUCUGAGUCAAGGUAUGGAUGUGUUUUUCCAAAAAGGUCAGGAGUCCAAGCCAAAAGAACCAAAUGACUGCGCAGACUUUGCUGUGUCAGCAGACACUGAGUUUUGUAGUUUGGUGACUUCAAGUCGGGUGGCUGUUUCUGCACAGAAUGAGAUGCAGGAAAGAAUUGUAAAACUAUCAGAAACAGAAGCAGGCAAAAAAGCUGAAGAAGGACACUGUGAUCACUUCCAUUGUGAUUCUGGUGUUGGAACAUGUACUACUACUGUGACUGAAAAUGAGUAUGAGGAAGAGGAUGCAAGUUCUCUUGAACUUUUCAGUUCUGAGGAUGAUGGGGAAAAUGUUUCUAUUAAAGCUAUAAAUCAGGAAGAAUGUGCUCAGGAAAAUGCAGAAAAGUUUCAAGAACUUAAUGUUCCUGCUGAGCAACUUGUAAAUGAAAUCCCUGUAGAGCCAUUGAGCUCUGGGACACUGUGCUCUCAAGGGAAAUGUUCUCACAAGAACUUUUCUAAAAGACCCCGCAAGCAUGAAGAUUCCCUUCAUCUUUCUCACUCAGCAUUUAGAAGACAGCUGAAAUCCAAGAGAGCUAAACUGAAUUCUUCUCCACCUGGUUCUGGGGUGAGAGUGAAUCCAGACAGGAUGACAGAGUUCAAGAAAUUCCAAAAGAAACUAUCGCAACUUAAAAAUUGCUGCAGCAAAAAUCAAAAGUACAAUAUUCUGGUCGUAGUUGUGCAUCCUUGUCAUAUCAAAGAAAUACAGAAGAAGACUAAACCAAAAUCUUCAUGUAAAGUUCCAGUGGCAACUGUUAUUGUUACUGACCAGUCAGAAAUUGAGAGAAAGGUGGUGCUGUGGCGUGAUGCUGCAUUUUGGUCCCUCACUGUGUUUCCUGGGGAUAUUGUACUGCUUACAGAUAUAAUAAUGUAUGAGAAUCCUUGGUGUGGAGAGGUCAUGCUUCAGUCAACAUUUACCAGUCAGUUACUGAAUCUGGGGAACUGCUCAGCUCUCAAUGCAGAAAAAUUUUAUCCUCUAGUGGAUGAUGGUGUUCUCCAUGGCUUAUUGGCAUACAUAUCAUCAGAAUUUCCACACUUCAGAGACAUUCCACAAAGACAAGUUCAGAGACUGGAUGAUGUUCAGUAUGUGCAGCUAGAUCAGCUCCAGCCCAAUACUUUGGUGCACUCAAUCCUGAAAAUUAUCAAUAUUUCUGUGUUAACAGAAUCUGUGUACAGCUACAGAGGUGGCAGCCAAAGAAAAAUUAUUCUAACAGUAGAACAGAACAGAGAUCAACACUAUAGGAUGGUUCUGUGGGGAGCAGGGGCUGCCUGGUACCCCCAGCUUCAGAGGAAAAAAGACCACAUAUGGGCCUUCAAAUACCUUUUGGUCCAGUGUAGUUCUGUCUCAGGUGACCUGGAACUGCACACUACUCCAUGGUCAUCCUAUGAGUGCUUGUUUGAUGAUGAUAAAAGGGCAGUUGAAUUUAAAGAAAAGUUUCAGAAAAGUCAAACAUCCCUCAUGGAGUUGACAAGGCUCUCAGCACUCCUGGAUGAAAAAUGCUCAGGAGUGGUUCAAGUGAAAGCCCAUAUCUUGGAACUGAAAUUUACCAUUUCCACUGGUCAGUACAAGCAAGUCAUCUUCUCUGCUGACACUUCCCUGGAAUGUGUUUUGGCUUCUCUGCCUAUGAUUACAUAUUCAGGUUGUGCCAAAUGUGGUUUGGAACUACAGGCAGAUGAGAACAUGAUCUAUAAGCAAUGUAUUAGAUGUCUACCAUACAGCAAAGUAAAAACAUUCUACAGACCUGCUUUGAUGACAGUAGAAGAUGAAGGACAUGAAAUUUAUGUUCAUGUGGUGUCUGAGUUGAUGGAAAAAAUCUUCCUCAAUAUUCCUGCAGACUGGCUGAAGAGAUUAGUAGUGCCCUCUUCAGAUAUAACCUACAGCACAAUAGUAGCAGAUCUGUGUCAUUCACUGCUGGCAGAUACAGAAGCAUCCUAUUUGUUGGAAAUCAGAAGCCACUUUGUGCUAGAUGAGAACAGCUAUCCUUUGCAAAAGGAUUUCCAUCUGCUGAAUUUUCAUCCUGAUCUUUGACCUCUGCACUAAUUGAGUAACAAAGGCCAUAAGGACACACAGAUGGGAAGCAGAAGAAAAAUUACUUAGCUGAAGGAAGCAAAUCUCUUUUAAAAACUAUAAUAAAGGAUUUUGGUUUUAACUUAUGAAAAAAGCAAAACUAUCAAAAGGACUGGUAUGGAAUAUCUGCUAAUAGUAUAUACUGCUGGAGUAAUUCUGAUGAAUUUUCAUAGGAUAUAUUUUUAUACAUGCAUAAUAUAUUUUUAUACAUGCAUAUUUGUGGUAAUAAUGAUGUUAAUAAACUCCAACAAUUUCUUCCA